Messenger RNA from Aspergillus bombycis, 555 nucleotides. RefSeq lists its product as uncharacterized. Gene Ontology annotation, biological process: proteolysis. Bases 1 to 555 code for a protein of 184 amino acids. Gene Ontology annotation, molecular function: serine-type endopeptidase activity. Lineage: Eukaryota; Fungi; Ascomycota; Eurotiomycetes; Eurotiales; Aspergillaceae. The transcript has 2 exons. The record is from RefSeq and is a predicted model, not a curated record.
AUGUCUUGGACGAUUGAGCGGGAUAGCAAUAACAGCGGCGACAUAGACAAGCUCAAGAAGGCAUUGAAGAUAGCAUCUGACAAAGGCAUCCUUUUGUUCUGCUCUACUCCUGACAAAGACCAGGACAACCAGUCAGACACGCAUUUCCCUAUCCAAUGUGACCAUUCCAUCAAAAAGUUCAGGGCUGGAGCAGCAACACAAGAUGGAUCUCUUUGGAAAAAGGCCAGUAACCCAGCCGACUUUAUCUUACCGGGCGGUAACAUCGGGAUUAGAAAAGGCGAUCCGGAUCUCCGAGGAUCGAAUGUUCUGAAACCCGGAUCCUCAAUAGCCACGGCCUUGGCCGCUGGGCUAGCGGCCCUUAUAAUUUACUGUGUUAGACUGGGAAGGGUGACGGUGCGCGAGUUUCAAAGGAUUCAAGAGCAUGAGUACAUGAAGGAAGCGUUUGAACAUAUUGGAAGGAGCGGCGGCAAAUCUGAUGGAAAUUACGUCAGAAUUGGCGUCGAAUCGUUUUUCAAGAAGCUUUCUCAGAACUUCACUGAGCCAUCCGAAGAUUGA